Molecule: messenger RNA, 1510 nt
Organism: Aspergillus calidoustus
Lineage: Eukaryota; Fungi; Ascomycota; Eurotiomycetes; Eurotiales; Aspergillaceae
Source: the annotation of a GenBank genome assembly
CAAUCGCGUUCUGCCGACUUUUGUUCCUCGCUUCUUCGCAGAUCCAGCGCCCUCGCGCGCAUUCUCGGUCCCUCACGCGGUUUCCGUUGACAGUGCAAGGAAAGGAUGCGUGCUCCUACAUUUCUUAUCCUAUGCGCCCUCUCUGGCUUAUUACACACGCCCGGCGCGUUCGCGCAACGGCGCGGAGGUGGACACUCCGACUCGGACUCGGACAGCCACAGCAACAGCAAUAACGACGAAGAGAGCAGCAGCGACUCCAGCGACUCCUCCUCUUCCUCCUCUUCAGGCCCAUAUUGCGACACACCAAUAAACCCACCACCAAACAUCGAAGUAAACCUGAUCCCCGACAACGGCGACAACCGCAAUUACCGAGGCAUCUCCAAUUACGACGGCUCAUUCUUCCACGGCGAGGCCUGGCUCGGCUACAACAUCCUCGAGACGACGGGAAUAGACAACUGCAACAGCACCGCCGAGAACCCGAUCCGGUUGCUGGGGUAUGCAUGGAUGGGUCCGCAGUCCGAGGAGCCCGCGGGGCUGACGAAUCCGUAUAUCAUCGGGUUCCAGGCGUGGGAGUCCAAGGAACCCGUGGAGGAGAUUGAUACCUCGUAUGACUAUGUCAUGUGGGAUCCCAAUGAGAAGUGGUGUCCCGAGGAGCCGGACUUGUUCCUGGUGAGGACGACGCAUUCGUGGUGGGGAUCUGCUGCGGAGCCGGGUGGUGACCUUCCCAUUGUAGCAGCUGAUGUGAUCGAUAUGGAGUUUGCCGCGGAUGAGGAGGAUCCUGGGGCUGUUUCUUUCAAUGGGACCAUGCCUGAGACGAUUACUCCAGAGCCGCGAUACGAGGGAUUCCCUUUUCGACUGCUUGGAUUACCCGGCCGUAUCUGCACGGAUGAGCGCGUGUACUGGUUCGAGGAUAACAUAGAUCGCCUGGGGUUAAGCGGCUCCGUGACGAAUGCGACGCUCGACCUCGUUUUGACCGGGAGAGGGAUUGCAGUGCCGUACCGGAACAACGUCGCGCAUAACCUCACGGUUGAGUUCAACGUCACCUUCUCCGGGCGCUUCGACACUGCAAACUCGACAGAGAGGCCCGAUAUUCGCCAGACGGAGGAGUCGCUGAUCACUUGGGUGCCGAAUUCCGGGGUAGCCGUUGCACCGCUCGGAUGGGUAGGCUGUUUCAUCUCGCUUCUCACUCUGCUGUUGGUUGUAUAAAGCGCUGGCAAUUGGUGGGAAGUUUUCUCACGGUACUACGGGGAUGCUACGUAUGAUUGGAGCUCCUGUUGGUGUCGGGACAAUUUGUAUAUAGGACUAAUGAAUAGAUGAUUUAUAUAUAUGGCACGAUUCAAUUACUCCUGUCCAAGAUUGAACUGAAAAAAAUCAAAAAAAAAAAAAAAAAAAAAAAAAAAAAAAAAAAAAAAAAAAAAAAAAAAAAAAAAAAAAAAAGGGCGUAAAUCAAGGCUACAUAUCAGGGUGGCAUUCCCUGUAGGACAGAGGGCAACUUUAGUUCAGUUUGUAC